Messenger RNA from Acanthoscelides obtectus, 3150 nucleotides. The record is from the annotation of a GenBank genome assembly. NCBI's taxonomy places the organism in Eukaryota, Metazoa, Arthropoda, Insecta, Coleoptera, Chrysomelidae.
UCAAAGACUGUAUGCUCUCACGUGUACUAUCCAAACCGGUACAUAUAAUUUAAAAGUAAUACCACCAGCAGUAAAAACAAGUUUAAUCAUCGUCUUAUCAUCUGUUUCGUUUACUAUAUCACACAGAUGAUCCGGAUCAGAUGGUGUCGAAAUUCGUACAUUGGUAAAUUAUUCGAAUAAUAAACAUUUUUUUGAGUGGACCCCUCAUCGAAUCUACUGGGCGAAAAAACUGUAACACGUCAGCGACGGUACUAAUGCGGACACGGCCUGCUUAAAUUAGUAUUUCAAUUGGGAAUCUGAAUAGAAUAGGAUAUCACGGUGCAGUGAGCAUUGUCAAUUGGUUGAAGUGCAUUUAGUUAGAAGAAACAUGUUUAGGUCAGCGGUAUCUCCAGUAUUGUCCAUAGCAAAGCGGUCGUACUCCAACGUAGCACCAUGCAUCAAACUUUUCAUAGAUGGACAAUUCGUAGACUCAAAAACAACAGAAUGGAUCGACUUGUAUGAUCCAGCAACGAAUGAACUAGUCACCAAGGUGCCCAAAUCCACACAGAAGGAGAUGGAAGAUGCCGUUGAAUCCAACAAAAAGGCUUACGAAACAUGGAGCCAAACAUCAGUAUUGACCAGACAACAAUUAAUGUUGAAACUUCAGGCAGUAAUAAGGCGCGAUAUGAAGAAAAUAGCACAAAACAUCACUAAGGAACAAGGAAAGACCUUAGCUGAUGCUGAAGGAGAUGUAGUCAGGGGACUCCAGGUGGUGGAACACGCUUGCUCCGCGGGAACACUCCUCCAAGGCGAGUCUUUACAGAAUAUCAGUCGAGACAUGGACGUAGUAUCUUACAAACUGCCACUUGGAGUGACCGCUGGUAUCUGCCCAUUCAACUUCCCUGCCAUGAUCCCUCUUUGGAUGUUCCCAAUGAGUCUCGUUGCGGGAAAUACAAUGUUGAUCAAGCCUAGUGAGAAAGACCCCGGUGCUACCAUUAUGCUGAUGGAGCUGCUGAAUGAAGUUGGUUGUCCACCAGGUGUGGUUAAUGUGAUUCAUGGUGCGCACGAUGCAGUAAACUUCAUCUGUGACCAUCCAUCCAUCAGAGCAAUAAGCUUUGUGGGCUCAGACCAAGCUGGUAAAUACAUCUACGAAAGGGGCGCCAAACACGGCAAAAGGGUUCAGAGCAACAUGGGGGCGAAGAAUCACUGCAUUGUUAUGCCCGAUGCCAAUAAGGAAACUGCCAUCAAUCAGGUGCUAGGAGCUGCAUUUGGAGCUGCUGGUCAGCGAUGCAUGGCUCUGAGCGUGGCGAUUAUGGUUGGAGAAGCUCAAAAAUGGAUACCAGAUAUGGUGAAGAGUGCCCAGAGCUUAAAAGUAAAUGCUGGUCAUGAACCCGGUACCGAUUUGGGACCAGUCAUUUCGAAAGAAUCAAAAGAGAGAAUUCAUAGACUUAUUGCUUCUGGAAUUGAACAGGGUGCGAAGUGUCCUCUAGAUGGUCGAGGUAUCAAAGUAGAAAAAUACCCUAACGGCAACUUUGUGGGACCCACAAUUCUGGCUGAUGUUCAGCCGACUCACGAAUGUUAUAAAGAAGAAAUAUUUGGACCAGUAUUAUGCGUUAUGAACGCCGACACAUUGGAAGAUGCUAUUGCUAUUAUUAACAAGAACCCCUAUGGAAACGGCACCGCUAUCUUCACUACAAGUGGCAGCUCUGCAAGGUAAGGCUAUACACAAAGUUUCCAUAUUUUAAGUACAAACAAGCUGGAAUUGAAAUGAAGGAAGGAAUUGAAAAAAUAGUACAUAGUAUAAAACGGUGAUUAUACAGGGAAACUUUUAGACACUAAAAUGCCACAUACAGGGCACAAUGAGAAUAUUGUUACAGCAGAAAGUACAUCUAAAAAUAACAAACGUUCCUAUAAACCUACGUACUAGAAUAUCCCAUUAUUAUAAAAUACGAUGUGUUACAAAUUCCUACGCCACUAACGAGCCUGGAUAAGAAAAAAACAUAAAUAUCACCUAAAUAAUGCUGUAGGGAGAUGACUACCCUCAUACACAUCCCUCAUAAUUCACUACAUAAUGUAACGCGAAAAGGUACAUUCGUAAAAUUAGGCAACCAGAGUUAUACCAACAUGUAUCGUAGAUGCGUCAGAAGUGAUCGUAUCGUGUUCACAUGCGUGAGCGAUCGAGAGGAUUCGGUUGCCAUGAGCGUCGAGAAAUAUCACGCGAAUGUUCUUAUUCAAAAAUAUAACGGACUUUUCAAAAAGUCUGUGGCGGAAUAUACUAAAACUUUCCAAUUUACAUGCCAAUGAUGUAGCUUCAGGCGCGAAAACUUUAGUGUACAUGACUUAUACUGAGUCUCGUACCGAAGAGAAUAUCAAUAGCGUACCAUGUGUAAUGCUACUGCCUUCCAUUUUGAUUCCCGAGGAUAGUACUACAUGUUCACAAUUUUUAGCACCACUCCAAUCUGAAUAUGAUAUUUUUUCAGUAUCUAAAUUAUUACUUAAUCUCGAUAAGAAGAUAUCUUAGGUUUAUAUUCUUGUUCUAUUUGGAUAUACUUUCUGUCCUAGAAAUAUUGUCUAGGCAGUGUUGAAUUCUGUACUAGUUGGUACGGGUUAUCUAGCGGUACGGUACCAGCUCAUGCUAUCAACUGUGUAUAGUCAAAGAAAAUACUGUACAGAAAGAACACAAAAUAGGGUUGUAGUAUAAUGGAGACGUUAACUCUAGACAAUGUUGAAGAGGAACAGAGUCGGCCGUUCAUGUAAUUUGUGAGCGCGAAGGGCUAAAUGAUAACCGGCAAUCGUAUUAUCUACAGUCCCUGGCCAUAUUAUUGAGCUAACCAUUGAUUCUAUGUAAAAUCUUAAUUAUCCGGUGUUUAACUGCUUUAGAACUUACUAACAGAUACAGUUAUUUCGUUUGUAUAUAUGUAGUUUACUUAAUUAUCUAGUGGUUAACAUCAUAUUUAUAGAAAAAAUACCCAUUUAUUGAACUUUAAGAAAUAUUGAAAUAUACAGAAUAAAAUAUUAACGAUUUGUGAGCCACCAACAGAAGUACCAAAAUCCAAGCACUUUCUUCGGCACGGGUAUUACGUAUUUUGAAAAGUGACAUUAUGUCGAUUUUUUUUGACAUUAUGUAGGUUAUUCUACAAGAUGUUAACUUAGCAUUUAGUUGUACGUGUU